CAGUCUCAGUUUGUCUACAGCACAACACAGACCUAUUUCAAUAAACAUGUUCAAAUUGGUGGUGUUGUCCGCUCUCUUGGCUAUUGCCGCCGCUCGUCCAGGCCUCUUGGCCCCAGCUGUCUACAGCUCCGCCAUCGUGGGCUCCGUACCAACCUCCAUCAGCGAAAGCAGCUCCUCGAUUGUGCACAGCGCCGCUCUGGCUCCAGUCGUGCACGCCGCUCCAGUCGUACACUCCGCUCCGCUCGUUGCCGCCGCUCCGGUAGUGCACUCCGCCGCUCUGGUGCACUCCGCUCCACUCGUUUCCGCUUACGCCCACGCCCCAGCUUUGUCUGUGCAUCCAUGGUAAUGAUGAAGUGGUGGCUUGAAGCCGUAUGAGGCAGUAGACAAAUUACUGUUUAAAAAUGUUCCUGUUUUUGUUGUCCCGCAUUUCUAUGUAAAAUAAAAAUUUCUACACACAAAUUGG
Messenger RNA from Aethina tumida (small hive beetle), 463 nucleotides. Its product is annotated as cuticle protein 16.5. Bases 47 to 346 code for a protein of 99 amino acids. The record is from RefSeq and is a predicted model, not a curated record. The transcript has a single exon. NCBI's taxonomy places the organism in Eukaryota, Metazoa, Arthropoda, Insecta, Coleoptera, Nitidulidae.